Molecule: messenger RNA, 2029 nt
Organism: Suricata suricatta (meerkat)
Lineage: Eukaryota; Metazoa; Chordata; Mammalia; Carnivora; Herpestidae
Gene: ALB
Product: albumin
Exons: 15
Coding region: 18-1844 (608 amino acids)
Biological process (GO): transport
Cellular component (GO): blood microparticle; cytoplasm
Source: RefSeq, a predicted model, not a curated record
CACAAGCCUUUGGCACAAUGAAGUGGGUAACCUUUACUUGCCUCCUCCUUCUCUUCAGUUCUGCUUAUUCCAGGGGCGUAUUUCGUCGAGAAACACAUGCGAGUGAGAUUGCUCAUCGAUACGAUGAUUUGGGAGAACAACAUUUCAGAGGCCUGGUGCUGGUUGCCUUUUCUCAGUAUCUCCAGAAAUGUCCUUUUGAAGAUCAUGUAAAAUUAGUGACUGAAGUAACUGAGUUCGCUAAAGGAUGUUCGGCUGACCAUUCAGGGGCCAACUGUGACAAGUCACUUCAUGUUCUCUUUGGAGAUAAACUGUGUACAGUUGCCUCUCUUCGCGACAAAUAUGGUGAGAUGGCCGAUUGCUGUGAGAAACAAGAACCUGAGAGAAACGAAUGUUUCCUGGAACACAAAGAUGACAAUCCCGGCUUCCCUCAGCUGGUGACCCCAGAGGCUGAUGCCAUGUGCACCGCCUUUCACGAAAACGAAGACAUGUUCCUGGGAAAAUACUUAUAUGAAGUUGCCAGAAGACAUCCUUACUUUUAUGCCCCAGAACUCCUUUACUAUGGUCAGCAUUAUAAAGAAGUUUUAACAGAAUGUUGCCAAGCUGCUGAUAAAACUGCCUGCCUGACACCAAAGAUAGAUGCUUUGAAAGAAAAAGUACUGGCUUCAUCUGCCAAAGAGAGACUCAAGUGUGCCAGCCUCCAAAAAUUCGGAGAAAGAGCUUUCAAAGCAUGGUCAGUAGCUCGUCUGAGCCAGAAAUUUCCCAAGGCUGACUUUGCAGAGAUUUCCAAGUUAGUGACAGAUCUUGCCAAAGUCCACAAGGAAUGCUGCCAUGGUGACUUGCUUGAAUGUGCGGAUGACAGGGCGGAUCUUGCCAAGUAUAUAUGUGAGAAUCAAGAUUCAAUCUCCUCUAAGCUGAAGGAAUGCUGUGAUAAGCCUGUGUUGGAAAAAUCCCAUUGCAUCGGUGAGGUAGAAAGAGAUGAGUUGCCUGCUGACCUGCCCUCAUUAGCUGCUGAUUUUGUUGAAGAUAAGGAAGUUUGCAAGAACUAUCAGGAGGCAAAAGAUGUGUUCCUGGGCACGUUUUUGUAUGAAUACUCCAGAAGGCACCCUGAAUACUCUGUCUCAUUGCUUUUGAGACUUGCCAAGGAAUAUGAAGCCACUCUAGAGAAGUGCUGUGCCACAGAUGAUCCUCCUACUUGCUAUGCCCAUGUGUUGGAUGACUUUAAAGCUCUUGUGGAUGAGCCUCAAAAUUUAGUCAAAACAAACUGUGAACUUUUUGAAAAACUUGGAGAAUAUGGCUUCCAAAAUGCGCUCUUAGUUCGUUACACCAAGAAAGUACCUCAAGUGUCAACUCCAACUCUUGUGGAGGUCUCAAGAAACCUGGGAAAAGUGGGCAGCAAGUGUUGUACACAUCCUGAAUCAGAAAGACUGUCUUGUGCUGAAGACUAUCUGUCCGUGGUCCUGAACCGGUUGUGCGUGCUGCAUGAGAAGACCCCAGUGAGCGAAAGAGUUACCAAAUGCUGCACAGAGUCGUUGGUGAACAGGCGGCCAUGCUUCUCUGCCCUGGAAGUCGAUGAAACAUAUGUUCCCAAAGAAUUUAAUGCUGAAACAUUCACCUUCCAUGCAGAUUUAUGCACACUUCCCGAGGCUGAGAAACAAGUCAAGAAACAAACUGCACUUGUUGAGCUGUUGAAACACAAGCCCAAGGCAACAGAAGAACAACUGAAAACUGUCAUGGCGGAUUUUGGAAGCUUUGUAGAGAAGUGCUGCGGGGCUGAAGACAAGGAGGCCUGCUUUGCUGAGGAGGGUCCAAAGCUUGUUGCUAAAACUCAAACUGCCUUAGCCUAAAACAACACAAUCACAAGCCUCUCAGCCUGCCCUGAGAAUAAGAGAAAUGAAGACCUAGAACUUAUUCAUCUGUUUUUCUUUUCUGUUGGUGUAAAACCAACACUCUGUCUAAACAACACAAAUUUCUUUAAACAUUUUGCCUCUUUUCUCUGUGCUGUAAUUAAUAAAAAAUGAAAAGAAUCUAA